CAAAAAUUGUGUGAAAUAAUUAAAGAAAAUAUAAUAUAAGAUUUAUUGAUUUAAUCAUGGAGAAGCCGAUACAUCCAGCUGGCAAAGUUUCUCAAAUAGCAAAUCUUUUUCAGAGAAAACAUGUCGAGAACUCAAUAGCUGUGGUUCGUACGGAAUCGCAUUCAACCCGUUUUAAUAACGCUCGAGCUCUUUUUGAAAAGCUUGGAGUUGAGAGUAACUCAAAUUUAAGCAUUAAGAUAUCGCGUUCAAACUCGCGUGAUGAUAAUCUAUGCGAUUUAAAUCACCCUGAUCGCUGUUCAUCAAGGUCCUCAGAUCAUUCGGCUUCUCCACCAAAAAAACAUUCACCAUUUCCUCCAGGAGCAAAUGUCGCCGCAUCAGUGGUGAACAAUAAUUGCACACAAAGUAACGGAUGUGUGACAACAAAUAACGUAAAAUUUAUUGUUGAGCCAUCACCAAAACUACAUCACAAUGUAUCUCGUAUUAAAUCGGAUGAUAUUUGUUCAUCUAGUAUUGGAGGAUUAUUGCAAUCAGUCGAUAAACCAGAAAAGCCUGAACGCAAAUUUAAUUCACGUGAAUUAAUUGAAAAGCAGAAGAAAUGGACUUCCCAUUUUACAAAAACAAAAUCAAAUCGUAAUCACAGUGAUCAAAAUCGUUGUGAUAUAAUUCGCACUGGUCCUGGUACUAUUCUUAUACCAGGUUCAUGCAUUCAAUUGAAGGAAAAUACAGAUUCUGUAUCUAUUGACAAUUCUUUAAGUGAAAGCUAUAAAGUUGUUCCAACUGAUGCUGAAAUGAAACCACCAGCCUUGAUUAAUUCUUUAACGUCUGUAAUAAGCAAACCGCCAAGUCCACCAGCUCGACAAAAAAUAAUACCACCAGAGAUAAAACCGAGAAAUUGUAAUAAAGUGUCGAGUCCUGUAAAAUCACCGCCUUUACCACCUCUACCAUCUGUAAAGCCAAAAAAUGCAAGCCCUGUUAAAGUUUUGUCAGAUUGUGUGCGAUCUCCAACUAAGACUGAUAAAACUUCGUUUGCUCAUUUAAAUAUAACUUCAACUUCGCCUUUGAAACAUUCUAUUGAAGAAGACACAAACAAAAUUGUGCCAUCGGAGAAAGAUCCGAUGACACCUAUUGAAAAUUGUCGCGAUGUUGGAAGGAACCAUUCUUCCACUUCUGUUAUCUGUUCAUCUUUCUCUUCCAAAGUGUCAUCAUCAGGACUGUGCUCUCCUGUUCAAACUGAAAAUGAGAAACAGGAAAAUGAAUCAACGGAAAAGUCUGAGGUUCAAAGUUUUUCUAAAGACUUGUAUGAUCAUCAGUAUGACAAUGGUUAUUCCAAUAAAUCAGACUGCCAGGAUCAACAAUUAGAUGCCACAAACUCUAUCUCGCCAUUAAAACACUUGCCAGCGCCUGUGACUAAUACAUCAUCAAAUAUCAUACAAACCCCUGAGAUAUGUUCUCGUUCUUCCAAUAUUAAAUCUUCAUUAGCCAGUAAUAACAAAGCAGCGACAUGUGAAAAUAAUAAAACGGUUUAUACAGAUGUAAUUUCUGAGGAGCAUACACUAAAUUAUGUUGAUGUUGGCUUUAGACAUAAUCCAGAUGGAAGUGAGUCAAAUGACGCAUUUGGUGAAAGUCAGUUUCAUAAUGUAUCAAGUGCUUCGGAAUUGCAAAAGAAAUUUAAAGCAAAUGGUUUUGCCCAAGAAACUUCUACAGUGUAUGCAACUAUUAAACCGGAAAUCCCGCCUCUUAAUGAACUCUAUUAUGGCUCAAUAAUCGAUAAAGGUAAAGUUCCUUUAUCAAGCUCAACAAAAAUAAAUGAAACGAAUAAUAGCGCCAGUAUAUCAUCAUCGUCCACAACAGAAAAUUUGCAUUUAGUUAAUGAUGUCUCAUCCACUGAUGAUUGCGAAACGUUUAAUUUGUUGUCAUCUAAAGAGAAUAAUCAAUCGAUUUUACCAUCUACCAAUGAUAUAAAAACCAUCGAUUCAUUUCAAGCAGAUGUUUUAAAGGAGAUAACGUCUAAUUUUCCUCAAAUUAAUGAGUUUGAUAUAGAAAAACAAGGUUUGCUAUCUACGGAAUCUACAGAUAUUUGUACUACAGAACACAUUGAAAAUGUAAAGAAGUUUGAUUUGGACAAUUUAUCAACUACACCAACUCAUAAAAGUAUUCGGACAUCACCAAGGAUUACAAAGCCAGCUGCUGAAAAUAUUAUUCGCGACGAUACUCUGCCAGAUGCAAUGACAGCCGAUGAGGCCGAACGCUUGCUAAGUUCAAGAAUUUUGGAAAGUAAAAUAAGACAACAGCCUUUGCUCUCAGAUGAGCAAGCUAAAGAAGUUGAACAGAUAUUAUCUGUUGUCCCUUCAGUGGGAGCAGAAGUGGCUACAGUUGUUAUUCCAUCUACUGUGUCAACGAGUAUUAAUGACGAUACGACCGAUUUAUUAAGUUCAGCUCUAGACGUAGAAAAAUAUGAUAAAGAAUUAUAUAAUAUAGAUAAUGGAAAAGAUAUUGACACAGUUAAAGAAAAUGAACUUGAUGAUAUAAAUGGUUUAGGAACCACCCAAAUGAAUUUAAAAAAUGCAUUAAGUUAUGAUAAAAUAGACGAUGAAGAUGAGGAACCUGAAUGGUUACGUGAUGUGCUAGAUGCUCCAAACCGAAGUUUUGAGAACUUACAAAUUGUUCAAACGAAUAAAAUGAGUGACGAUGUUAGAGAAAAAGGUGAAAAUGAUGAAAAUAUUAAAGAGGAAAUUAUAAGUGAAAUAAAUAAACUAAAAAAAUUUGAGAAACGCGAUCAAAUAAUGAAUGAUAUAAAAUCAGUACAAUCAAAUGAAAAAUCUGUUGCAAGUCCACAAGAUUUUUUUAAUCAAACUACAAUACAGGAUUCAUUACAUGAAUCGAUUGCAUCAAUUGAUUCAACUCAAUCGGAUAUAACACUUAAUCAGACUACAACAAUUGAUGAUAGUAUUAUAUCAAGUAAACAUAAUUCUACGUAUUCUUUGAUUGAAGGUGAAAAAGAUUCUAUUAAUUUCAAUAAUUCGUAUACUACUGCUGACUUAGAAGAUUCACAGUAUUACAUACCAGAAUAUCCUCCAGUGCGAAGCAAAGAAGUUUAUGUAGAAUCUGGCGUACAUUAUUUUGAAGAUGGGAAUUUUUGGAUGGAAGUACCAGGUUUGUUGGACUUCGAUAACGAUGAUCUUUUAUAUCCCUCCAUAUGCGUGAAAAGAAAUACUAAAGUACGUUUUAGUUCUGGACCGAUACAAGUGUUUUCAACAUUUUCUGUUACUGAUUAUGAUCGUCGAAAUGAGGAUGUCGAUCCUGUUGCUGCUUCAGCAGAAUAUGAAUUGGAAAAGCGUGUCGAAAAAAUGCAUGUAUUUCCCGUUGAAUUAAUGAAAGGACCAGAGGGUUUAGGUCUCAGUAUAAUUGGAAUGGGAGUUGGAGCUGAUGCCGGACUCGAAAAAUUAGGAAUAUUUGUAAAAACUAUUACUGAUAAUGGAGCAGCAGCACGUGAUGGACGCAUUCAGGUGAAUGACCAAAUAAUUGAAGUCGAUGGUAAAAGUUUAGUGGGAGUAACUCAAGCCUAUGCUGCAUCUGUAUUGCGUAACACUUCAGGACUAGUCAAGUUUCAAAUUGGACGGGAAAAAGAUCCAGAAAACUCAGAGGUAGCACAAUUAAUAAGGUUGAGUUUACAAGCAGAUCGUGAAAAGGAGGAAAGAUUAAAAAGACAACAGGAUGAAUAUUUACGUCGCACUCUUGAUUAUUCUGAAGAGUCUACACAGCCAAUAUCAGCUAAUUCAAGCGUAUGCGAUGGCCCAACAAGCCCUGUUCAAAUAGAUAACCCAAUCACAAUGGAAGUUGAAGCUACUCACUCACAGGAAGUUGAGUCACUUAAAAGAUUAUUACAAGAGAAUGAAGUAAAUUGCAUUUUAAAAGACGAUUUUAUAGAAAAACUAAAAAUGAAGUUGGUGAAACUGGAAACAACUGGCAACGAGAAUGAAUUAUUGAAUGAACGACUACGCCAGUGUGAAAGGGAAUUAACUAAUAUUAAAAAAGAGGCUUUGAAUCUACAGAACAUGUUACAGCAAUCGCAGACUCAAUACAUGACUUUAGAUAAAAAAUAUAAUAAAACGAAAAAACUUGUACGGGAAUAUCAGCAACGUGAAAUUGAUAUGUGUCAUCGAGAAGAAUUCUACCAGCAGCUUUUACAAGAAAAAGAUACUGAAUACAAUGCGUUGGUCAAGAAGCUUAAAGAUCGCGUUAUUAACUUGGAACACGAAUUACAAGAAACGCAAAAAAAAGCUGGUUUUCCUAUUAGUUUGCCAUAUGAUAGUACCACACUGAAAUUAACACCACAAAUGAUUAGAAAGGCACCGCCAAAACCACUUUUUCAAAAGUUAGACACUGAACUCUCAGAUACUGAAAUUUCUGACUUAUCGCCAGAUGGCGAAGGCGUAAAAACGGCUACGGUGGAAAGAAAAAUUCCAAUCAAAGACGAAUUGGAUGCCGCUGUGCCACCCCAUGAGCUAUUGGACAAUUCAGUUACAAAAACUAAGAAAGAUUUAGCUUCCAGGAGCGGCUUAGCUAACCGGCAGUUGCCCACAUCGUCAAUCAGUUUGAACUUUCCAAACAAAGAACACCACAAUGAAGCUAUAGGAGAAGAUUUGAAUAAAGUUCAAAAUAAUGUUACUUCUGAAUAUGAAUCUCUAGAAUCUGAAGAGCCAUUGUCGCAUGAAAGUAUUCAACAGCAACAAACUGUCAAUAACUUAAGUGGAAAUUCUAAUCAAUUAAAUCACACCACAGGCACAACUACUGCUAUAUUACUCAAUUGCAUUUCGCCUUCCUCAGCCUCUAAUUCAGUAGCAGUAUCAGUAUCAUCUCGAGAAUUACAAAUAAAUCAACUGUAUGCGCAAGUGCAGAAAGAUCAUAAGAAUUUAAGUACACAUUCAACAAUACCAAAUAUAUUUAAAACAGCAAUUGGUUCUCCAGUUGAAAUAUCCGGUAAUGUUAAUGAUUUUUAUCGAGGAAAUAUGAUAACAUUCGGAACUGGUAAUCGAGAACUCAAUAACUCAUACGAUUCUAUUUUGGGAUCAAACGAUAAACUUUCCGAAACUGAGCAGUCUGAAAAUUGGAUGUAUCCUAGCAGAAAAAGAGUAACUUCAACUGCUAUCUCAUCUUCUGGAAAAAUACAGACAAUUUCAUUAUCAGAUCAUCUUUCACAAUCCUUACCAGAACGAGAAAGAAGACUUGGAGAUGGUUCAUCACGACACUCAAGUGAUGAUUACACUGAAGUCAAUAAAAAUCAAAGCACAGCGGCUAUAAACUGUAAAACUUUAAUUAACGAAAUUCGACAAGCAGUAAACGAAGCGCAACCUAAAGUUAAAAAAGUUAUUCCUCAAUCUCUUUCACCACCUGGCACAGUACCAUGGCAGCAACAGCAACAACAAACAACAGGACCACCGUCUCCAACCAGCAUGUCUUCUGGCUGUUCUUCUCCCGGAUAUUCACCCAGUCGAGUUUUAAACUUGUCCGGUUCAAGCAAUAGUUUCUCAGAUCGAAAAGCCUCUGCAGGUUAUAAUUAUAAAGGUGGUCCUGUACAUGAGUGGACGAAGGAUCAGGUUGGGCAUUGGCUUUUGGGAAUAGAAUUAGAACGUUACAUUCCAGUUUUCAAAGAUCACAAUGUUGAAGGUGGCGCGUUACUUACACUUGAUUCAAAAGAUUUCAAGACGCUUGGAAUAAGCGGUGAAGAUAAGCAGCGGUUAAAGCGACGUCUGAAAGACCUAAAAUCUAGUAUUGAAAAGGAACGUAGAGAUCAGGAGCGCGAACGUCGAGAAAGAGAAAAAGCGAUAAAAAAAGCAGAGAAAAAAGCGGCCAAAAAAAAGUAAAUUUAAGUAGUCAAACAUUAA
Molecule: messenger RNA, 5885 nt
Organism: Teleopsis dalmanni
Lineage: Eukaryota; Metazoa; Arthropoda; Insecta; Diptera; Diopsidae
Gene: Spn
Exons: 15
Coding region: 57-5864 (1935 amino acids)
Biological process (GO): calcium-mediated signaling; actin filament organization; neuron projection development
Cellular component (GO): postsynaptic density; cytoplasm; actin cytoskeleton
Molecular function (GO): actin filament binding
Source: RefSeq, a predicted model, not a curated record